Molecule: messenger RNA, 1371 nt
Organism: Odontomachus brunneus
Lineage: Eukaryota; Metazoa; Arthropoda; Insecta; Hymenoptera; Formicidae
Gene: Xrcc2
Exons: 2
Coding region: 428-1237 (269 amino acids)
Biological process (GO): DNA strand invasion; double-strand break repair via homologous recombination
Cellular component (GO): Rad51B-Rad51C-Rad51D-XRCC2 complex; replication fork; centrosome
Molecular function (GO): four-way junction DNA binding
Source: RefSeq, a predicted model, not a curated record
GAGAACCCUACAGCAAUAAAUUAUUCUACUAAUAGUCAUUGUUCCUUUUGCGUCACUGUUUCAUUAUAUUUUCUAUAUAUCAAUGGGAUAUUUUCUAUUAAAAUACGACGUGUUAGAAAAGUGUAUCUAAAAGGUGCACUUUGAGAACAGUUUUUCUUUUUAUCUUAGUACACUUAGUACACAGUGUUUCGUGUCUUUCUCUCUCUCCCUCAGACCAACAAACAGCAACAACAACAUCUCUCUCCCUUUCUAAUACUUAUAAUUUAUUUAAUUUUCAACGUAAAUAUAUGACAUAUAUAAGACUUAAUAUCUCAUAUUAAAAUUUAAAUUGUAUUGAAAUCAUGUUAUUUAAAUAAGAUAAAUCCAACAUCAGCUGUUCUUAGUGAUAUACUAGAAAACAACAAAUGCGGCGUUAAUCAUUAAGAACAUGCAAUUUCACUGUGAAGACGGCUUAGAGUUACUAUCAAGAUUCAGAGAGAAACCAUCUUCAAUUAACCUCGACGAAGUUUUAUUUCCCACUGGUAUCAAUAACAACAAAAUCAUAGAAAUUGUUGGAGCAUCUUCCACUGGAAAGACUUUGUUAUUAUGUCAGUUUUUGGCAAAGUGUAUAUUACCAGUGCAAUAUAAAGAAAUCAAAAUUAAUGGAUGCAAUGCCUGUGCAAUAGUAAUUGAUACACUUGGUCAGAUCCAAAUCAGUAAAAUAACUGAAUUCAUGACUUCUAUGAUACACAGUACUUAUCAAAAUAUUAGUGUAACACCACCAGUAGAAACAGUGGACUCUAUUGUGAAUAAGUCUCUGGAAAACUUAACAGUAAUCAGGUGUUGUAAUAAUGAUCAAUUCCAAAUUAUUCUAACCAUGCUGGAGAACGAGCUCCUUAGUAAUGAGAAGAUUGCUCUUCUAGCCAUAGAUAAUAUAUAUGCAUAUUAUUGGCAAGAGAGAUGGAAAAAAGAUAUUCUCAGUAUAGAUUCUUAUAUAAAAAGUUUAGUCAAACUUAUACGUACACGUACAUCUCAAUUUAGAAUUGUAACAGUGUAUACAAAAUGGGAUAGACCAAUGUCUAAAAAUGAACCAUAUACAAAAAAUUAUCACACAUUGGAAGGAGUAGAUGUUAAUUAUAAACUUCAACUUUAUAGAAAUGAAAAUUUUUCCAAAUUUAUAUGCCAUAUGAAAUCUAUGGAUGAUGUAAAAAAGAUUUGUUAUACAAUUUGUGAUUCUGGUAUAAAGUGGAUUCUUUAAUAGCACAUAAUAAAACAAUAGUUUCUAUCAAUAGUCAAUUGAAGAUAGAAGAAAUUUAUCCACUAUAUCCAAUGGGUUUAAUAGUCUUGAACCUGCUAUUGUUAUCUGACAAUUUGGUUUAAAUAUUGACAUUA